GGGGUUACCCCUGCGCAAGUUUUCCGUGUGUGUGGAAACGCAGUGUAAACAGAUGUCAGUUUAUAAGUUUCGCCGAGAUAGUGUGUAAUGUGUAUGAUGGGGCGACUGACGCUUAACUCCGCAGAGUGUUAAUACUUGUGACAGGCAUUAGGGAGAAAAUUCAGUCACAUUUCCUUUUAUCAUUGAGAGGAUGUGAAAUCUAUUGAGCCUUCAACAUGGACCAAAAUGCAAAAAAUAGAACACGGCUGUUGGAUGCUGUAUAGUUUUUCAGCUCUCAUGUGGUGAAAGCAUAUGCAUUAGCAUGUGCAUGUGCAUGUAUUGCUGUAUAUACUUCUCCAUUGCAGUGCAUCUAUUUUAUGAGAAUGGGCCUAGUGAUGUCAUUACAUUGAAGUAGUCUGAAGCUUCUAUGCAUUGUACAUGUACAUGGUAAUGCACAUUCGUCUGUUAAUUAUCCGUGUCAAGCGACAUGUUUUUCUGACAAUAUUUAUGUUCAGUUUGGUUGCUGUAUUGGGCUUCGUAAGUCACAAAUGGCGGAAUAUGAUUUUGAACCUAGAUUUACGAAAUAGAAGACAAGCCGCUAUUGUACAACCAUUUGUUAUCAAGACUGACCUUUUGAAAGAGGAAAAUGUACAAAAGCUACUGUCAAGCAAGUCUUACCACCUUACCACAGAGAAAAUACUCAAUGAAAAAAUUGCUAAAGCAAAAAGGUUUUAUCAAAAGAUGCAACAUAUAUCACAAAAAAUGAAGAAAUAUCGUAGUAAUAGUAACACAGAGCAAAACAGAACUGUGAGUACAAAACUGAACUAUGAUGUACAUAUAUUUUAUUAUGUGUGGUAUGGAAAUUUAGUAGUUGAUCAUGAGUGGAAACACUGGAAUCACAGGUACCUACCAAACUGGAAAAGAGAAGAUAAGAGAGUUUACCCUACAGGCAGUCAUCAGCCUCCUACAGACAUUAGCUCGAACUUUUACCCAGCACUUGGAUGUUACAGCUCAAGAGAUAAUAAUAUUAUUGAUGUGCACAUGAGGCUUCUAAGAGAUGCUAACAUUGGUGUACUUGUCAUCUCAUGGUAUCCACCAGGAAUGUCUGAUACCGAGGGUGCCUCAUCAGAUUCAUUAGUUUCAGUUUUGCUGGACAUUGCUAAUAAAUAUGACCUCAAGAUAGCACUGCAUAUUGAACCAUACAAUGGCAGAAAUCCUAUCAAUCUUGCAAAAUAUUUACAAUACAUUGCAACUCAGUAUGCAAGUCAUCCAGCCUUCUACCAUAGACAACAUAGAGGAAAGAAACUGCCUGUGUUUUACAUUUAUGAUUCCUAUCUAACUCCUUCUGGAACAUGGAAAGAGCUUCUCAGCUAUAAAGGAAAUCUUAGUGUACGUGGAACAAAACUGGAUGGAAUAUUCCUUGGGCUCUUGGUAGAUGUUCAACACAGAUAUGAAAUAAAGAAGGCACACUUUGAUGGUUUCUACACAUACUUUGCUAGCAGUGGAUUCACAUAUGGAUCAUCAUGGAAAAACUGGCGAAGUCUUAGUAAAUUUGCAUAUCAGAAUAGUCUUAUAUUUGUUCCAUCUGUUGGUCCUGGGUAUAUUGAUACCCAGAUUAGACCUUGGAAUGUCGCAAAUAUCAGGCACAGGCGCCAUGGAAAAUACUAUGAGGUUGCUUGGCGAAGUGCAAUAACUACCCAACCUAAAAUAAUUUCAAUAACUUCAUUCAAUGAAUGGCAUGAGGGAACACAGAUAGAACCAGCCUUACCGAAGUCCACUCCCUCAUUUACGUAUCUAGAUUAUGAACCUGAAGGUCCAUAUUUUUAUCUAAAUUUGACUAAAUGGUGGAUAAAUGAAUUCACAAAAAGAACACAGGACGACAGCACCAGAAUUUAAUAUUAACGUUAAUGUUUCAUUGAUACUAUGUGCGUACUUUUUAAUGGUAUGAAUCUAGCAAAUUGCCACUGUAAUUACUCAAGAGUUGUGUGAUUGUAUCUAGUUGACAGAAUCAGUGAAUCCCAUACCAUCAUGUCACUUGCAUCCAGAAAACUGAUUUCCACAUGAAAAUGCCAUAUGACUACAUAUGUAGCUUUUAAAUAGAUAUUAUUUUCAAAUAAAAUUUUGCUACUUGCUGCUGGUAAA
Messenger RNA from Schistocerca americana (American grasshopper), 2121 nucleotides. RefSeq names its product glycoprotein endo-alpha-1,2-mannosidase. Bases 418 to 1875 code for a protein of 485 amino acids. The record is from RefSeq and is a predicted model, not a curated record. Gene Ontology annotation, molecular function: alpha-mannosidase activity. Gene Ontology annotation, cellular component: Golgi apparatus. The transcript is spliced from 5 exons. NCBI's taxonomy places the organism in Eukaryota, Metazoa, Arthropoda, Insecta, Orthoptera, Acrididae.